AUUCAAUGGCUUAUGUUGUAAAAAUACUACUUGUUGUAAAUUCCCCGCGCUUUGAUCGACCUGGAUGCGCAUGUCCAGUGCUCACCCCUCUGCGAUUAUUUCCAUUUCUUUCUUUUCUGUUGAAACGUCAACGCGAGGGUCUCGUGGUCUAUGAUAUAACAAAACAUGGCAAAAUCUCUACGCAGCAAGUGGAGGAGAAAAUGCAGGGCCAUAAAACGUCAAAGGUAUGGAGAGAAGGAAUUGGCCAGGCUGAAAAAGACUCUCGGUAUCGAUGAAACUGCACCCGUAGACACUGAUAUGAAAGAAAUCGCAGAUAUUGCAACAGUAACGGAUGCAAAGACUAUCAAAGAAAAGGCUGCGGCUAAGGAAAAAGAAAAAGGAACGGACGGUGAAUCAAUGGAGGUAGAAGGGGCGCGUGUAUAUAACAAGAGAACGAUGCGGGAUCAGUAUGGCAAUUAUCCUGUAUGGAUGAGCCACCGUAAAAUCAUGAAGCACAAGCAUGCUAGGACAAAAGGAAAGAAUGUCCCUACCACACAGACGAAGAAGAAACCUAAGAAGCUCCGGAAAAAAGUGAAAAAACAGACGCCUCAACAAUAAUUAUACGCAAAUUUGAUAUUAAUAAUGUAAAACAAUAAAAUGAGCUCCUCAAUUA
Messenger RNA from Athalia rosae (coleseed sawfly), 652 nucleotides. RefSeq names its product protein LLP homolog. Gene Ontology annotation, cellular component: nucleolus. The record is from RefSeq and is a predicted model, not a curated record. NCBI's taxonomy places the organism in Eukaryota, Metazoa, Arthropoda, Insecta, Hymenoptera, Athaliidae. Gene Ontology annotation, biological process: dendrite extension. Gene Ontology annotation, molecular function: RNA binding. The transcript is spliced from 3 exons. The coding region runs from base 166 to 597 and encodes 143 amino acids.